Messenger RNA from Paramecium pentaurelia, 947 nucleotides. The record is from the annotation of a GenBank genome assembly. NCBI's taxonomy places the organism in Eukaryota, Ciliophora, Oligohymenophorea, Peniculida, Parameciidae.
AUGAAUAAAGAAUAGGAUAACUAAGAACUUUUAAUAGGAAAGGAUUGGGAAGGAAAACAAAUUCUUAUCCAUGAUAUGGAUCAUCAUAAAGCUGAACAUAUCGACAUUUAAGCUGUAUUAAAUGAUACACUUGAUAAAUUGGAUAAUAUUGAAAAGAUAGAAAUAUUUAUGACUUUCCUUAACUUUACAACAAAAGCUUUAUCUCUAUAUCUUGUCUUAAAUUAUUAUGAUACAGUCUUCAAAUUUGAUUCUCUAUUGCUAUUCAGUUAUUUAUUAUAUGCACUACUUGAAUUGGUUGCUUUUGGAGCAUCAUUUGCAGUUGUUUUGAGUGCUCGUAUUAUAUCAGCAGUAUUGGGUGUGAAUGUAUUUUAUUUAGGUAAUAAAUACUAUAUGCUUAGACAGUUUCAUCUAUAUACCUAUAUUGUAUUCUGUAUUUAAAUUUUGCUUUGUAGUGACAUUUCUUGUUUAAUCAAUAACAGUGGUGAUCUUUUCUAAGUUUUCAGAUUGGAUAUUCCCCUUAGUUCUAGUAUGAUUAGCAAUUCUAAUAAAAAUAGAUAGCAUCACUUUUUGUAACUCUCAUAUUACAAGUAAGUAGAUUAAUCCUGAUGGUUGGUGAGAAGGUUAGUUCCUUAUCAAAGUACAUUGAUACAAACAGGAUAUUUAAAAUAUUGGCUCCUGAAAAUUGGUAGAAAGUAUGUUAUUUUAUCUUUAUAUUAAUUAAGAGUUACCAAUUCACAAGAAAUUUGUUAUAUUAAGUUUUGAAUAUUUUCGAAGAACUCAAUCCAGAAUACAAAGAAUAUAUUCAGAGAGGAUAUAAGUAUUAAAAGUAAAUGAUUGAGUUAAAAGAAGAUAUACAAUGGGCUAAGGAUUUAAAUAAAACAUCCAUUAUAGAAAAUGAUGAUGUAUAAGACAAUCCUUCUUUAAAUUAAUAAUCUCUUGUUAUAUGA